Molecule: messenger RNA, 719 nt
Organism: Caenorhabditis angaria
Lineage: Eukaryota; Metazoa; Nematoda; Chromadorea; Rhabditida; Rhabditidae
Source: the annotation of a GenBank genome assembly
AUGAUUUUAUACAGCGAUCAGGGUGUUUACACGGUUAUUCCACCAACAAUAUGUGGUUUAGAAGUUAAGGUAAGUCUCAAACUACACUCUAGUCACCCGAAAUCUCCCUAAUUCUUUCAGAUUUUUGCGAUUUGCCUUCUUCUCCUGGACACUUUUGGAUUUUUGACAUUUUGGUGCAAUUCAAAUGGGGUUUUGGCCUAUAUUUUUGCGGUUUUGAUGAUUUUGAACUUGGGUCCCUUGGGAUUUGUGUUGGUUUAUUGGAAGCAGAAGUUUCCUGCAAUUUUUAUGCAUUUCAUGGAGACCUUAUUGUAUUUGAUUUUGGUGGCGAUUGUUUUCGCGUUUGUCGAGUUUGAUGUACAUGGUGAGAUUUUGAAGCUGAAAUUCCACGUUUUUGAGCAAAAAUCUGAAAAUUUCAAGCUUAGUCUCAAAAAAUCCCAAUUUUUUUGCAGUUUGCCCACAUAAUCGUUGUCAACGGAUCUCGGAAAUGCUCGAAAUCUACGGAGAAAAAAUCAAUUAUGGCUGGUUCUACACAUUUUGCAUUUUCACAGUGAUAAGUAGGUUUCGCGCGCAAAAAAAUCGAUUUUUACCUCAAAAACGUUUCAGCUCAUUGUUCGAUGCUGUUGUGCUCUUGGAAAUUGAUGAAAUUUGCGGCCGCCAAAACCGAACUUCGAAAAAUAUCCAGAGAUAUGGAAAGACGACGAUUGAAUGAUAUUUUGUGA